GUGCUAAAAGAAAGAAGAAGAGCAGGGGAGAAAAUGAGGAAGCUCCGGAGGGUUCUGAAAAGAAAAAAAGAUGUAUGAUUAUGCCACCUGCCAAUUCUGAAAAUUUCAAAACAUUCUUUGAUAGAUCAAGAAAGUCCGGUAAUACUUUGCCAAGAGCUUUGGAUGUCUCUGUUCUU
Acaulospora colombiana is the source of this 176-nucleotide messenger RNA. NCBI's taxonomy places the organism in Eukaryota, Fungi, Glomeromycota, Glomeromycetes, Diversisporales, Acaulosporaceae. The record is from the annotation of a GenBank genome assembly.